CGUCAUUUUUUCAGUCGCCAUUGUUCUCGUUCUCGGCUGUCGAAUUUUGUGGAAAUUAUCGAAUUUCCCUUAAAUUCGUUGCAAUAAAUACAAAUAGAAGUUAGAAAAAUAAACAAUUUUGGAGUACACAAGUGCACAGUGCGCGUUAUUUCGUAACAAGAGGCCGCCAAUCGAAAUUAGAGACACCCGUCAGACGACUCGCCAGUUAACGAGCAGCUCAAGCGAAAUCGAAUAUUUCGUUCGUGGCAAAAAAAAAAAAAAAUAAUACAAACUUGAACAAAAAUCCAAAACGAAAAACAUGUCAUCUAUGAAUCCAGAAUACGAUUAUCUUUUCAAACUGCUGUUGAUCGGCGACUCUGGCGUUGGAAAGUCCUGUUUGCUGCUCCGAUUCGCCGAUGAUACAUAUACAGAGAGCUAUAUCAGCACAAUUGGCGUGGACUUUAAAAUUAGAACUAUAGAAUUGGACGGCAAAACGAUUAAAUUGCAAAUUUGGGAUACUGCUGGACAGGAGCGCUUCCGUACCAUCACAUCAUCAUAUUAUCGUGGCGCGCAUGGCAUCAUUGUUGUCUACGAUUGCACGGAUCAGGAGUCCUUCAAUAAUGUCAAGCAAUGGCUGGAGGAAAUCGAGCGAUAUGCAUGCGAAAAUGUUAACAAGUUGCUGGUGGGCAACAAAAGUGAUUUAACCACCAAGAAAGUUGUCGAUCAUACAACAGCUGCGGAGUACGCACAUCAGUUAGGCAUUCCAUUCCUUGAAACUUCGGCCAAGAGCGCCACCAACGUGGAGCAGGCAUUCAUGACGAUGGCGGCCGAGAUUAAGAAUCGCGUCGGGCCGCCGUCCAGCGCCACCGAUAAUGCUAGCAAAGUGAAAAUCGAUCAGGGUCGUCCAGUGGAGAACACCAAAUCUGGUUGCUGCUGAAUAACUCUGAUUGUGAAUCAUUAUUUUAUUAUACAAUUAAACAAAAUUUAAAUAUAAUAAAUUAAAACGAUACAAAAACACGGCAAAAGUAAACGAUGAAAAAAGAAAAAACAUCCACAACAAUAAUAAAACAAGCAAAUCGUAAUUAUAAAAAACAAUUGAAUUAUAUAAUAAUAAUAAUGAUGCGUAUUGAAAAGAGUAUGAGAAGUUCGUUGCGAAAGCGCGCGCAAUUCAAGUUCAACUUUGUGAACAGCCACACACACACACACACAGAUAUAACACACAGGAUAUACUGAUAUGUACUACCCCCCUUAACCCCUCACCCGUACCCCUUUGACUUUCCUUUUGUUUUUCUAUAGUUCUGUUCAUAAGUAGUGCAAAGCAAACAACAACAACAAAAUGGUGUAGUAAUUAACUUAAUCUAAAUUUAAUCUAAACUUAAGAGUUACUUACCACAGCAGCGCGAACCGAUAGCGAUAACGAUAGCGAUACCGAUACCGAUUACUAUUAAUACUUAUAUGCAUAAACAAAAACAAAAUGAAAAUGAAAAUGAAAAACAAACAAAAAUAAAAACCAAACAAAAACUGCGUUUAUUAUAGCCCAGAUUCAAUCCCGGCACCGAACCGAAUUAUAUAUAUAUAUAAUACUAUUUCAUUCUUCAAAUCAUAUCUCACUUCUAUCUGUCAUAUUGUAAUUAUUAUAUAAAUCAAAAGAGAAAACCCCCAUUAUUUAGAAUUAAAGAGAAAAACGUUCAGUGAAAAAGAGAAAAACGCGUAGGACUUGUUUAGGCACAUAAAAUAGUGUAAUUUUUGAUGAUGGUAAUAAGAUAAUGAGAAACGUUUAAUAAAAAUUACUUGAACAUAA
Drosophila novamexicana is the source of this 1780-nucleotide messenger RNA. RefSeq names its product ras-related protein Rab-1A (gene Rab1). Gene Ontology annotation, molecular function: GTP binding; GTPase activity. The coding region runs from base 299 to 916 and encodes 205 amino acids. The record is from RefSeq and is a predicted model, not a curated record. Lineage: Eukaryota; Metazoa; Arthropoda; Insecta; Diptera; Drosophilidae. The transcript has 5 exons.